Messenger RNA from Phanerochaete carnosa HHB-10118-sp, 1104 nucleotides. RefSeq lists its product as uncharacterized. NCBI's taxonomy places the organism in Eukaryota, Fungi, Basidiomycota, Agaricomycetes, Polyporales, Phanerochaetaceae. Gene Ontology annotation, molecular function: carbon-oxygen lyase activity, acting on phosphates. Bases 278 to 997 code for a protein of 239 amino acids. The transcript has 4 exons. The record is from RefSeq and is a predicted model, not a curated record.
CAGCCCCACUUCGUACCCCGCAGCGAGCCAGCUUGGCACCAAAGCAAUUCUGCACGAGCAAAGCGGCGCUCAGGUUCAAGACGACGACGAUUCUGUACUCUCGCUGUCCCGUCAUGCUGUGUCAGAAUUCCUCCGCAGGACGGGCUUGCCUGUGCCCACAACGACUGGCGUCCCUGAUAACGCCGUCGCCGCGCGUAUCCAUGCCGCCAUCGCCGACUGGGACUUUGGCGGCAUCUCCACCGACCGCAUUCGCCGCCACACCGUCACCGCCACCAGCAUGGCGACUACGACGUUCGACCACAACCACCCCGACACCCAAGUGCACAUCGCGCUCUUCACGAUCCUUGCGCUCUGCGUCGAUGACCUCGAGGUCGACUCGGCUGCACUGUCUGAGUUCGUCGAGCGCCUCCAGACGGGCAAGGCGCAGCUACACCCCGUUCUCGAGCUGCUCGCCGACGCCGUGCGCCGGAUGCCCGAGUUCUUCCACCCGUACGCGGCGACAGCGAUCCUGAUCGGGACCGCGCACCAUGUCAACUGCACGCUGUUCGAGAAGCAGACAGACAGCACACCACUCCAUCCCGUGGCGCUGCCGUACGUGCUGUAUAAGCGGGCGAGGAACAGCCUCGGCGAGGUGUACUCGUCAUUUGUCUGGGACAAGUUCAACUUCCCAGACAUAUCGGCGCAUAUCCAGGUCACCCCGGAAACGAUGAUCUACCUGGACUAUGCCAGCGACAUCCUGUCAUUCUACAAGGAAGAGAUGGCCGGCGAGCGGCACAACUUUGUGCACGAUCGUGCGCACGUCACGGGCAAGGACAUUAAGACGGUGCUGUCGGACAUCCUGGACGAAGUUGUCGGUGCCGUCGAGCGUGCCAGGAACAUUCUGCAGGGCGGGAAGGAGCGUGAGACGUGGGAGAGGUUCCUGGCAGGCUACGUCGCGUUCCACUUCCUCUCGCCACGUUACAAGCUUGCGCAGCUUACUGAUACCACCGCCGUGUGAGCAGCCGUCUUGGAGUGCUGUCAACGUCGGUGUUUAUAGAUUGUCUACUACAAAUUAUCAAGCUGCGAGUCACCUCGGAAAUCUGCCAUCGCGUUUAUAGAUUCUUC